This is a messenger RNA of Brassica rapa (field mustard), 1179 nucleotides long. Its product is annotated as alpha/beta hydrolase domain-containing protein 17B. Lineage: Eukaryota; Viridiplantae; Streptophyta; Magnoliopsida; Brassicales; Brassicaceae. The record is from RefSeq and is a predicted model, not a curated record.
AUGGGUAAUGUGACAUCAAAUGUGGCGGCCAAGUUCGCCUUCUUCCCGCCUGAUCCGGCAACAUACGGAGUAUCGAAGGACGAGGAGACCGGGAAGCUGGUCUUAUCCGGAGUCUCUCCAGACAUGAACAUGGAAGUCCAUCAGCUCACCACCAAGUCCGGUAAUAAAGUUGUUGCCACGUUUUGGAGACACCCUUUUGCUAGAUUCACUCUUCUCUAUUCUCAUGGCAACGCAGCUGAUCUUGGCCAAAUGGUUGAGCUCUUCAUCGAGCUGCGUGCUCAUCUUCGCGUCAACAUCAUGAGUUAUGACUAUUCAGGCUAUGGAGCUUCAACAGGAAAGCCGUCUGAGUUCAACACAUAUUACGACAUUGAGGCAGUGUACAACUGCUUGAGAAGCGAUUAUGGGAUCAAGCAAGAGGAGCUGAUACUGUAUGGACAGUCUGUAGGAAGUGGGCCAACGCUGCACAUGGCUUCAAGGUUGAAGAGGCUGAGAGGAGUUGUUCUUCACAGCGCCAUUCUCUCUGGCAUUAGAGUCUUGUAUCCUGUCAAAAUGACACUCUGGUUCGAUAUUUUCAAGAACAUAGACAAGAUUCGCCAUGUCAACUCCAAAGUUCUUGUCAUACAUGGAACAAAGGAUGAUAUAGUGGAUUUGUCUCACGGAAAGCGAUUGUGGGAGCUGGCCAAGGAGAAGUAUGAUCCGUUAUGGGUGAAAGGAGGAGGGCAUUGCAACCUGGAGACGUACCCUGAGUACAUUAAACACCUGCGAAAGUUCAUAAACGCAAUGGAGAAACUAUCUCUAACCAAUCCACCACCUAAACAAUUAACCAAUGAGCCUAGUGUCACCGAGACUAAGCACAGCCGGUGCUUGAGAUUUCGGAAAAGGUAGGAUGUGUUAGCAGAAUCAGAAGACAAUUGGUAGAUUCCUUUAUGUGCAUUGCCAUGUGCUUUGAACUCAGAACACUCAAGGAAAGCUUGACGAGAGUCAUUUCCUUAGUGAGAUCAAAACCAAAUGCUAAACACAGGGUCCACAUACAGUGGUGGAACAAAGAUAUAAUCUAGGGAGGUGGUUACUGUAAAAUGUAGCCAUGUUUAUUUGCUUGAUGUUCAGUCUCAUGUAACAGAAAAAUGUAAUGUAGCACCAACUUUGAGGUUUUGUAAAACAUCAUUACUUGUAGGAGAA